Silurus meridionalis is the source of this 4872-nucleotide messenger RNA. It is a transcript of the gene reck, whose product is annotated as reversion-inducing-cysteine-rich protein with kazal motifs. Lineage: Eukaryota; Metazoa; Chordata; Actinopteri; Siluriformes; Siluridae. The coding region runs from base 166 to 3060 and encodes 964 amino acids. The transcript is spliced from 21 exons. Gene Ontology annotation, molecular function: protein binding; metalloendopeptidase inhibitor activity. Gene Ontology annotation, cellular component: plasma membrane. The record is from RefSeq and is a predicted model, not a curated record. Gene Ontology annotation, biological process: sprouting angiogenesis; blood vessel maturation; extracellular matrix organization.
GUGUGUGUGUGUGUGUGUGUGUGUGUGUGUGUGGCACGGAAGAAAAAGCCGCAAACACGCUGAUGUAGAGUUAUCUGGCCGGAGGAGAUGUUCUCAUGGAGCUGGUCAGCCCGACAGCGUCUCGUCUGCGUUUGACUUCACCAUGCACUUCAGGAGCUUAGUAAGAUGCGUGUGUGUUGCCAGAUAAUCAUUUUGCUUCUCGCCUGCAACUUCUGCGCCUUCGUUUAUACUCAGGAUCCCUCCUGCUGCCAUCAUGCCGUGGAGCUCCCCCAGUGUAAAGAUGCGUGCGACCAGCUUGCAACUAUUAGAAGUGAAUCCCGUCUAAGGUAUCUACUCCCACGUUUACCGAGUUACUGUCCCGAGUCUAUGAAUGAGCUUUGGAUCUGCAUUAACUCUACAUUACCUGGGGCAUCAAGGAAAUCUGAAGGAUGGGUCGGCCUCGGCUGCUGCGAGCUGGCCAUCUCGGCAGAGUGCCGCAGGGAAUGCAAAAAGGCAUCAUCUAGAAAUGAUAUCUCAAAAGUAUGCAGAAAAGACACAGAGAAACCACUUUACAGCUGUAUCACCAAAAAUGAAAUGGGCUCGGUGUGCUGCAGCUACGCAGGGAGACACACUCACUGCCGGGAAUAUUGCCAGGCCAUCUUCCGCACAGACUCCUCACCCACCGUGUCUCAGAUCAACACUGUCAAGGAGUAUUGCCAGAGCAUUAGCCCUCAGCUCAUGAGCUGCGUGGCCAACUAUACCAAAUCAUAUCCGACUAGGAGCCCGAUUGAUAGCCUGUACUGUUGCGACCGGGCUGAGGAGACACACUGCCAGACGGCAUGUAAACGGAUCCUGCGCACCAUGAACACCGAGCAAGAGAUCAUGGAAGGUCUGAUUGAAGAGUGUGGAAGCCAGCCCCUCCCCCAGGACCCACUGUGGCAGUGCUUUCUGGGUAGUGCUCACCCUCCGGCCAAAAGUGACCCAGAGACCUCCCCAACAGCCAAGAUGGACUGUGCCAAGCUCCAUUGCUGCUCCAAAGCGAAUUCCUCACAGUGCAGAGUUAUGUGCCAGGAGAUCAGCACCAACUGGGGAACUCAGACAUGGCAGGAGUUUGACCAGGUCUGUGAGUACAGCCCUGUGGAAACUGAUCUCAUCACUUGCCUGGCAGAUGUGCGGGAACCGUGCCAACUGGGCUGCAAAGAUCUUACCUACUGCACCAACUUUAACAACAGGCCAACUGAGCUCUUCCGGAGCUGCAACAUCCAAUCUGACCAGGGUGCGAUGAAUGACAUCAAACUUUGGUCCAAUGGAACCAUAAAGAUGCCUCUGAUGAACAUCCCAGUGUUGGACAUCAGAAAGUGUCGGCCCGAAAUGUGGAAAGCUGUGGCCUGCGCACUCCAAAUCAAACCCUGCUUCAGCAAAUCAAGAAGUAGUGUCAUCUGCAAGUCUGACUGCGUGGACAUCCUGACCCACUGCGGUGACUUUUCACGCUUUCCUGACACCCACACACCAGAGCGCAUCUGUGACCUUCUGUCUCCUACUGAUGACCCAGAGAGAUGCAUUCCUCUGCAGAGAUACCUCACUCCUAGUCCUUUUGAAAACACCAUCGAGGAGGUCAUCCAUCCCUGUAAUCCUAACCCAUGUCCCAGCAACCAUCUGUGCGAAGUGAACAGAAAGGGCUGUCAUCCAGGACAAGACUGCUCUCCGUUCUUCUGUGUGCCUGGAUGCAAACUGGGCGAGGCUUCCGAGUUCCUAGUGCACAUGGAUGCUCGGAUCCAGGUUCCGGUGCGCAGCGGACAGGCAGGCUGUUUUGAGGUGUGUACCUGCGGGCAAAGUGGACGACUGGAAAACUGUGCCGAGAUGCCCUGUGUGGACACCACCAAAACCUGCACCGUCGGAGGACAGAGGAAAAGUCAUGGAGCAUCAUUUAAGGUGGACUGUAAGUCCUGCUUUUGCUACGCUGGAGAAACCAUCUGCCCCAAACAACAGUGCCCGAGUCUCGACAGCUCAGUCGAGUCCCGCCGGGCAUAUACAGGUGUUCCAUGUGGCUGUCCUGAUCAUUUUGUUCCAGUGUGUGCCCAUAAUGGCCGAACGUACCCCAGUGCUUGUGUGGCACGCUGUAUGGGCUUCCGAGACAAUCAAUUUGUGUUUGGCUCGUGCAGGAGCACAGGACCCUGCUCACCCAACCCCUGCCAGAGAAACCAGAGGUGCAUCCCGAAAGAGCGUGUGUGUCUGACAAAUACAACAGAUUACCCGUGUCUCCAGUACCAGUGUGUGGGCCGUCCUUCUGGCUGCGAUUCGAACCAGCUGGAUCCAGCCUGUGACACGGACAACAUGGAGCACACCAACUUGUGUCUGCUGUACCAGAGCGGCAAAACCCUGGCGUAUAUGGGUCACUGUCAGGAAGCAUGCAGGGUAACUCGGGAAGUGUGUGGACACAACGGUGAGACGUAUAACACAGUGUGUGAGGCGUUUUCUGACCGCGUAGCUGUGGAUUAUCAAGGUCGCUGCCAUGCUCUGGGCUCCGUGUCAGGCUUCCCGUCUGAUUCAGGCUGCAAUGCUGUGCCCUGUCCUCCCCUAUCUGCUGCAGGCUGUAACCCCAUCACUCCACCCGGUGCAUGUUGCCCUGUGUGUGCCGGGAUGUUGCAGAUCCUCUGGAAUAAACAACAGAUGAACAUCUUUGCCAAACUGAACAGGAAUCAGCCGGUCACAGUGCACGACAUACUCAGUGUCCUACGUCUCCACAUCUCUGUUCCUCAGUGUGAUAUCUUCGGCUAUCUAAGCAUCGAUUCAGAGAUUGUGAUCCUCAUUAUACCUGUUGACCAGCAGCCCACACCGCUGCAGAUUGAAGCCUGCAGCAAAGAAGCCGAGAAGAUCGACUCUCUCAUUAACUCGGGUAGUCCCACGCUGGUGUCUCACGUCCCCCUGUCCGCCUUCCUGACCUCCGAGCUCCAACUGUCUACUGUUAACUCUGCUGCUCCCCCCAGCACCUCUUCCUUCAGUACGUCCACCUGUCUCUUUGUCUGUCUCCUCCUCACGUUCCUGCUGUCCUACCUAAACAACCUGAACUGUCGUUGCUGAGAAACCGCACCAACAAACCCCAUCCCCCCACACCAAUCCCCAACCACCCCCCACCCACCAUCGGACUGACCUUUGACUUUUCUUUGUCUUGGUCCUAGCCCCAGUCUGCAUAACCUUGACAAUCACAGAAACGCCAAGCCGAUGAGAACAAUCACUCGAAAGGAAAAAGUAUGACGGGACAAUGAAGUUGAGGAAUAGAUAAAGGACUUUUGAGCGGUGUUCCUGUCAAGAGUAAGCUGUAUCGAGUCAUGUCAAUCCUUUUUUUUAGAGAAAGCAGAAAGCAAGGAUGGAUAGAGUGUGAUCUCGGAAAUGAAUUUUCCAGCUCUGGUGCUCCUCUCUGCUGCCUUUUCUCUGCUGGUUGAAAGACCGGAGCAGAUACUUUUAACAUUAUAGUUCUCACACACCUCAAUUUAUAGCUAAGAACUGCAUAAAUGAAAAAGUCAAAGUGGAGGAAUGGAAGGGAUGGAGGGAAUCUUUCUUCAUUUCUGUUUGUGUAUAAUUUAAUAGACCUAAAAGGAGAAUCUAUAGCCAUCCUAAGCCUUUUUUUUUUUUAUACUGUGCGAUUUCAGCUGGCAUUUUUCAAUUAUCUGAGAAUGCGAUUGAAGCAAUUCUAUGUUCUGCAUUCCAAUUAGUCUAAUCCAGGACUUUUGUCUGUCAGUUAUCAUGGUUUGUUCAUGUCUCACCACUGCCGUUACCCAGUUUACGUCUGUGCAGUGAGUUUUGCAUCACCGUCCUCCUCCUGAUGGUUUUUAGUCGGCCAUUGUAGCAGACUUGCCACUCUCAAAACAAUCACACUUUUAGGAAAAUAACCACAAAUUUCUGACACUACCUGAACUUUGUAGUCUUCGAAAGCAGAUUUUAUAAUCAGCCUCCCAUAAACAUGCAAUAUUCAUCUAAAGGUGAAUUCAUACUUGCUUUUAUCUGUGUGUUGACAUACGCAAUAUGGCCGCCGCACAUAUCCUGCGGUCACCAGGACUGUUGCUUCCAAUAGGUCAGAAGAAAUGACCAGCAUGCCUCCACAUGGCAAAGAUGGUAUAAAAAAGCUGAGUUUCAUGCACCAGUCUUCCUUUCUUUGUUUUUAAAUAUUCCAAUAUGAGGUCAAAGUUUACAUUUUGACAGCAAUCAUGAUGAUGGCAGAAAGUUUCAACGGCGCUUGUCAGAGUGUCGACAAUCACUAGCAUUUAAAAAUGGGCGGUGUAUUGGCUAGUUCCAUCUAGUGGAUGUGGCUCAAUCCAUGUGUAUGUAAAGUACACAGGUUGGUGUAAAAGCGUCGCUUUGGUUCUGCUUUUGCCAAUUUUUUUUGCUUUGUCGGCCAAAAAUCGUACAGUGUAAAUCCGGCUUUACUGAAUAUGACAAUCAUAUCCACAAUUGGGUAAUCACAACAGUAUGCCUUGUUUAUAUAGAUUAUAUAUGUAAAGAUUUAUUAUAUGAAGUAUUCCAGGGGAAAAAAAAAAAACUAAGUAUGUUUUUAAAAAUAGCAAAAUGUUUAUUUUAAGACGUUUUCUGACUCACCGGUCAGAGCCACAAUGUGCCAUUUUUUUAAAUCUUAUUCUUGCAUGAUGACAAUUAUGAAGUGUUUUUACAGAAAGCUUUGUAUCGUUCUGUCCUGUCCUUUCCAUUCCUGUCCUGUCGGUGUCCAAAUACAUGUGCCUGUGUCAAAUGAAGGAUUUUAACAGUAUUAUCAUGCUUGGCAGCUUUGUAGCAUUUCCACUCAGUGGAGCAUUCUGCUUUUUUUAUGUUUGUGUGUUUGCAAUUCAACUGAUGUAUUUUUAUAAGAUAAUAAUAAAAAGUGUUCAUAUUGCCAUGUGUAAA